CAGAAACAGGUUCAAAAAAGAAAAAGCAAAAGGUUGCAUUGUGCGCAAGCAAAAGACUGAGAAGUGAGAAGGAAAGAAAAGAAAAGUCGAAGAAGAAAAUCAAACUGAGAAAGAAAGAGGGAAGAAUCCAUGGACGUGAUAAAGACGCAGCAGAUAUCGUCUCGGGCGAUAGAGAAGGUUAUAGUGCACCCACUGGUGCUGCUGAGCAUCGUCGACAACUACAACAGAGUCGCCAAAGACACUCGCAAACGCGUCGUCGGCGUUCUUCUCGGCUCCACCCUCAAGGGCACCGUCGAUGUCACCAACAGCUAUGCCGUGCCCUUUGAAGAAGAUGACAAGGAUCCUAGCAUCUGGUUCCUUGACCAUAAUUAUCAUGAAUCAAUGUUUUCUAUGUUUAAGAGAAUAAACGCAAAGGAACAUGUCGUGGGCUGGUAUAGCACUGGUCCUAAACUGCGUGAAAAUGACCUCGACAUUCAUGGACUAUUUAAUGACUAUGUUCCCAAUCCUGUUUUGGUUAUAAUUGAUGUGGAACCUAAGGAGCUUGGAAUUCCAACAAAAGCUUACUAUGCAGUUGAAGAGGUUAAAGAGAAUGCCACUCAGAAAAGCCAAAAGGUCUUUGUUCAUGUACCAUCUGAGAUUGCUGCUCAUGAAGUUGAGGAGAUAGGAGUAGAACACUUGCUUAGAGAUGUGAAGGAUACAACAAUUAGCACCCUCGCAACAGAGGUGAGUGGAAAACUCACAGCCUUGAAGGGUCUGGAUGCAAGACUUAAAGAGAUAAGGAGUUACCUUGACCUUGUCAUUGAUGGAAAGCUUCCAUUGAACCAUGAGAUCCUAUACCAUUUGCAGGAUGUGUUCAACCUGCUACCAAAUCUUAAUGUCUCCGAUCUGAUCAAGGCUUUUGCAGUGAAAACCAAUGAUAUGAUGCUGGUAAUUUACCUCUCAUCCCUCAUCAGAAGUGUAAUUGCACUCCACAACUUGAUAAAUAACAAGAUGCUCAACAAAGAACAUGAGAGGACAGAAGACUCCAAAUCAGUACCAGUACCAAGUGCAGCUGCAUGUUAGUGUACGAGGGAUUGUGAUUGGAACUAUAGAGGCUGAUAUUAAUUGAUGAUUUAUUACAUGGCAACUGAGAUUAUUACAUCAUUACCUCCAUUGAUCUUCUUGCGCAUUUCUACUGGGAUUAGUGAAAUACUUGUAAUAUGGAAAAAUGAUCUUAUACUUCUCUUGAGCUUCAUUUAUGUUUCUAUUUUUUUAAUCCCCCUCUUCCUUUGGUACCCUGCUCAGUUCUGGUUUGGGAGCUAUGUUAACAUUUGAAGUACUCAAAAACCAUUAACAAACUAUCAGGAUAUUAGAAAUGCACUAUCCACAUGGUAACGAAUUCAUGUAGUGCUGCCGGUUGAAAUUAUGAUUUAUGAAUACACCAUACAAUCCGGGUCACUGUUUCCUUA
Arachis stenosperma is the source of this 1448-nucleotide messenger RNA. Its product is annotated as 26S proteasome non-ATPase regulatory subunit 7 homolog A-like. The transcript has 10 exons. The record is from RefSeq and is a predicted model, not a curated record. Gene Ontology annotation, cellular component: proteasome regulatory particle; proteasome complex. Gene Ontology annotation, molecular function: protein binding; metallopeptidase activity. The coding region runs from base 130 to 1062 and encodes 310 amino acids. NCBI's taxonomy places the organism in Eukaryota, Viridiplantae, Streptophyta, Magnoliopsida, Fabales, Fabaceae. Gene Ontology annotation, biological process: proteasome-mediated ubiquitin-dependent protein catabolic process.